GACGGACAACAACAAGACGGUUCAUCCGAGUGCUGCUAGCCCUUUAGACGAGAAAACCUGUCGUAACUUUGUGAAAUAUUUGGAUUUAAAUUAAUUGUCAUUGUGACCCUUGUGUUGGAAGGGUCUCAGUAGACGGAUAGAUGUCUGAAGCAUCGGAACUUCCUAAUAAAGAAGAAGAAGAGGAGGAGGUCACGCCUGAACCAGAGGAGGCAUCCAGCGACAGCAGCGGGGAAGAGGCUGCAGGAGACACUGAGAUGGACUUCCUGCGUAACCUCUUCUCCAGCACUCUGGGCCUCGGCUCUGCAGACAAAGUGUUGGAUGAGCUGACUCUGGACGCAGUUGCACAAUACAUAAAGAGCGGGAAAUGUAAAAACAUCAUCUGCAUGGUUGGGGCAGGAAUAUCCACAUCUGCUGGGAUCCCUGAUUUCCGCUCACCAGGAACUGGCCUGUAUGCAAACUUGCAAAAAUAUAACCUUCCGUACCCAGAGGCCAUCUUCCAGAUAGAUUACUUCAAGAAACAUCCAGAGCCUUUCUUCGCCCUGGCCAAGGAGCUUUACCCAGGACAGUUUAAGCCGACAAUCUGUCACUACUUCAUCAAGCUGCUGAAGGAUAAGGGGCUCCUGAGACGUUGCUACUCACAGAACAUCGACACCCUGGAGCGCGUGGCCGGGCUGGAGGGAGACGAUCUCAUCGAAGCUCACGGAACGUUCUACACCUCCCACUGUGUCAGCUUCUGCUGCCGCAAGGAGUACAACCUGGACUGGAUGAAAGUUAAAAUCUUUUCUGAUGACAUUCCGCGAUGUGACAAGUGCAACAGUUUGGUGAAGCCAGAUAUCGUCUUCUUUGGAGAGAAUCUGCCCGUCCGGUUCUUCACUUCUAUGAAGUCGGACUUUCCUCGGUGUGAUCUUCUCAUCGUCAUGGGAACGUCUCUGCAGGUCCAACCGUUUGCAGGUCUGGUCGGCAGAGUUUCUAAAAGUUGCCCCAGACUGCUGAUUAACAUGGAGAAGGCAGGGCAGGCUGAUCCUCUGCUGGGGUUGCUGGGUUUCGGAGGAGGGAUGGACUUUGACUCAGACAAAGCAUACAGGGAUGUAGCUCACAUCAGCACCUGUGAUGACGGCUGCUUGGCUCUAGCUGAGCUGUUGGGAUGGAAGGCGGAGCUGGAAGACUUGGUGAAGAAGGAGCACGCCAGGAUCGACAGUCAGGACCAGAAAGAGAAGGCCAGCGAGAGCAAAGGAGCUGCAGCCAAGACCAGCUCCGCUUCAGUGGCGCCGGAGCCCAAAAAGGAGGAGUAACACGUUAAAAAAGGGCUCUGAUUCUAAGAAAAGCUACUGUAGUGAUGUCACAGCUGGGAGUUGGCCCUCAGAGGGAGAUGAUGAUGAUGAUAUCAGGGUUUUUGUUUGGAAGUGAAGCUUUGAGUCUCAUUUUCCAUCUGCGGACAUUUAAUUCUGUCUCACAGGACGUGUGACAUCGCUGAGUUUGAUGCUUCUGUUUAUCAGUCAUUUGCACUUUACUGACAUUAAUCUAAUUUCCUAUUUUUCUUUAGCAUUAGCUCUCAUCGGCCUCUUCUGUAUAUUUCUUUCUGAGGCAGUCAACUCUCUGCAUGGGCAGAUUUUACUGCAGUAGAUGGUGGAUUUAUUCAAGAAAAGGUGGUUAAUAUCGCCUCAACCUCGACUGUGUGAUCAUGACUUUACUGCAUUAUAGAACGAGCUGUGAACACAUCUGAUGGAGUGAUUUUGGGAAAUCCUCGACAACUCUCUUUACUUUGAUUAUCUGAUGUCAGUUUGAGAUCGCAAGAGCUCAGAUAAUUGUAAAUAUAACAAUAGGAUCAUUAAUUAAGAGCGACUUUUAAAAUGUUUUAACCCUCAGGGCAGGUUGAGCGCAUUUUACGCACUUUUUAUUCUUCAUUUGUUAAUAGUUUUGGCUGUGGUCAUGCAUUUGGCAGUAAUUUUCGACAUGCAUUGUGUAUUUUUAUUUGAUCUUGUUAUUUCCAGCUCAGCUCCUGUAUUAACCCUUUGAUGCACAACAUACGGUCAAAAAUGACUCAUUCAUCCAAAUUUGAUUUAAAAUGAUAUGACCUAAUACUAUAAUAAUAGUAAUUUGUUUCAAAUAGUUACUUUCCACACUCAUAUAUUUAAUAUAUUUAACAUGUUUAUGUAUCAUUUUGUCACACAAACAGUGUAUCUGGUAGGUUUUCACAGCGCUUCACUUUUUCCACAUUUUUUAUGUUUCAGCCUGAUUCCAAAAUUGAUUAAAUUUGUUUUUCCUUAAAAUUAUACACACAAUACCUCAUAAUGAAUUUUUUGACCCAUGUUGUACAAUAGAAGCGUAGUGAUACAAAAAGGGUUUUUAUUCAAAAAGUAAGAAAUGAAAAUAUAAAAUUA
Centropristis striata (black sea bass) is the source of this 2381-nucleotide messenger RNA. RefSeq names its product sirtuin 2 (silent mating type information regulation 2, homolog) 2 (S. cerevisiae) (gene sirt2). The record is from RefSeq and is a predicted model, not a curated record. Bases 141 to 1292 code for a protein of 383 amino acids. The transcript has 16 exons. Lineage: Eukaryota; Metazoa; Chordata; Actinopteri; Perciformes; Serranidae. Gene Ontology annotation, molecular function: NAD+ binding; histone deacetylase activity, NAD-dependent.